Molecule: messenger RNA, 1110 nt
Organism: Aspergillus uvarum CBS 121591
Lineage: Eukaryota; Fungi; Ascomycota; Eurotiomycetes; Eurotiales; Aspergillaceae
Product: RPC34 RNA polymerase subunit family protein
Exons: 2
Coding region: 1-1110 (369 amino acids)
Biological process (GO): transcription by RNA polymerase III
Cellular component (GO): RNA polymerase III complex
Source: RefSeq, a predicted model, not a curated record
AUGGCUUCCUCAGCUGGCUCUUCAGUGAGCGAGCUUUGCGCCCGACUCUACGAUGCCUGCUUGAGAAACUUCCCAUCCGACCAUCUCUUCUACCAGCAAGAUCUCCUCGGACUGGGGAUCGUCCCCAAGAAUGACCUCGCGCUACUCCUUCAAUGCACUCAAUCGCUCGUCGACCAGAAACUGUUCCGCCUGCUCCAGGGAAAGAAUGAUCGGUUGGCGUGGAAGAUCAUCUCCCGGGAGGAUGCAGAGAAACUCCAGAACCUCAGCCCCGACGAAAGUUUAGUCUACAAUGUCAUCCACUCGACCGGACGGUCCGGCAUCUGGGUGCGCGCCAUCGGCACGCGCACGAACCUGCACAAGUCGAUCCUGGACCGCUGCCUCAAGUCGCUGGAAGGGAAGAACUACAUCAAGAGCGUGCACAAUGUCAAGUUCCCUAGCCGGAAGAUGUACAUGCUGGCGGGGUUGGCGCCCAGCGAGGACGUGACGGGCGGGGCCUGGUUCACGGACGGCGUGCUGGACGAGAACUUCAUCAACAGCGUGGCCGGGUUCAUCGAGUGGAAGGUCAGCCAGAAGAGCUGGUACGAGGUGCCCGCCGUCCAUCAUCGCAACAACAAGCGCCUCAAGACCGCCGACGGGAACGGGGUCGUCAGCAGCAGCAGCGGCGGCGGCGGCGGCGGCGGCGGCAACCCCUACGAAACCGACCCCCAACCGCAGAAGGAAUACAUCCCCUUCCCUGCCGGCUACCAGGGCUACCCCACCAUCCCCGAGCUGACGGCCGCUGUCAACGCCAGCGGCAUCACCCCCGUGCGACUCGGCGAGGAGAGCAUCACCCAGCUCCUGGAGAUGCUCUGCUACGACAACAAGCUGGUCGCCCUCAACAACGGCGAGGUCUACCGCUCCGUCAAGACCCCCGCCCAGGUCAAGUCGCAGCAGGCGCGCAAGCCCCCCGGCGAGGACUCCGGGAUCGACGACCGUCUCGUCCGCAACGGUAUGACCGAAGCCCCGUGCGGUCAUUGUCCGGUCUUCAAGCUCUGCGCGCCCGGCGGAGCCGUAAGCCCGGAAAGUUGCGAAUACUUCGAUCCCUGGUUAGAAAAAGCACUUGGAUUUUGA